This is a messenger RNA of Onthophagus taurus, 6324 nucleotides long. NCBI's taxonomy places the organism in Eukaryota, Metazoa, Arthropoda, Insecta, Coleoptera, Scarabaeidae. The record is from RefSeq and is a predicted model, not a curated record.
UCUAGAGAUGCCGUCGUCGUCGCCGCCGCAAACCAACAGUUUGAACGUUUAACGCGAUGAGAAACGAUCAUCAUCUCAGCUGCGUCGAUUAAGUUUUAGUUUACAAGAUUAGUUUUAAUAAAUUAUAUUCAGUGACCCGUGAUGGAAUUGGUUAUCUACUGAAAACAAUUAAAAAAAAUCGAAAGAGAUAAUAGUAAUUCGGUGUGUUUUUUGAAUCAUCUUUGAAUCAGACUGUAAACUCCGCGUCGAUUUUGGGGUUUUCUCAUAUCAUAUAAGAUUAUGAGACGGAGAGUAUCGCCUACGAUCGUCGUUUCGUCUGGAAGAAUACAGGAAGUGUUACUGGAAGAUUAAUCGAAUUAAGGAAGUUGGUAAUUUAAAUUUAUAAACUAAAAGAGUCAUGACGAAAAUGAAUUUUUAUUACACCACCUUGGUAAUAAAUCUGCUUGUGAUUGUUGCGAAAACGUCUAAAGUGGAUUCGAACGCGGCUGAACGUUGCCCCGGAAGUCCGGAAAGGGGGCCGUGCAAUCGGAAUUUUUACAAAUGGGCUUACGAUCCGAAUAAAAAAACAUGUUCGAUAUUUAUUUGGGGAGGAUGUGCUGGAAAUGAUAAGAAUCGGUUUGAUACGGAAAUGCAAUGUGUUCAAGCUUGUAUAACAAUAAACGAUACCGAUGAUGAUAUGAAUGCUGUUCCUAAAGAAAAUCGCGGUCCGGAAUUAACGUUUCAAGAAACCGGAAACGAAACGACCUUUAUGUUCGCGCAGGCUAAUACGUUUAUUCAAAUCGAUGGUGAUAUCAUACAAACUUUUCAAUUAAGACUGUGCCGUGAAAUUUCUUUUAAAUUUCGGACGCGACUUCCACACGGCUUAUUGGCUUACCAUAACGUGAAAGUCCCAGCUGGGGUCCAAUUUCAACCGUAUGCACUUUAUAUAAUCGUCCAACAAGGGCAAUUAAAAGUCGUUCAUGUUUAUGGAAAACAUUCGACAGCUUUAACAGUAGGAAGUGGACUUAAUAGAGAUGAAUGGCAUUCAGUUACGGUUCGUAUUGAUGUCCACGGUGCAAGAUUAAUGGCAAUGGUAGACGAUUUAAAAGGUGAAACCGAUUUGAUAGGUUUAGAUAAAGACAACAAUUACGGCGUCUCGGCAAACGUAACAUCGGUAAUUUUAAUCGGCGGUUUAAGUUCAGAAGAACGUUUACACGGCGUUAAAUACAUAAUAGAGUCUUUCGUGGGUUGUAUAAAAAACGUCGUUUUAAGUACGGGAAAAUCGGCCUCGGAAUUAUUACGAAUAACUCCCUUAAUAGCAACAAAACACGAAAAUGUCCAAGAAGGUUGUAAAAAUAAAUGUUACAGUCACGAGAAUCUUUGUUUCGAAGGAUCGCAAUGCGUUAACCAUUAUAAUAUGUUAUCAUGUGAUUGUUUUGGAACUCGUUAUGAAGGCGAAUAUUGUGAUAUUUACACUGCCACCGUUUUAACACUUCGCGGAUCUUCUUAUGUUUCUUAUAGAGUUUACGAUUGGAAAGAUCGUGUUCAUUCGGCGGUUAAUAGAUUUUCGAUGUUAUUUAAAACUCGAUUUGAUGAUUCUGCGUUAUUUUAUGCAAGCGGAGGAGAUUACGGAAUCGAUCAUUACAUAGCUGCGUCGAUUUUUAACAAUUCUGUUUAUGUAAAUAUUCAAUUUGGUGAUAAACCAAUGAGUGUUGUUUUAGGAGAAAAGGCCGAUUUUUCAAAGUGGAACAAUUUAACAAUUUUCCACGAACACAAUAAUGUUAGAGUUUCAUUAAACGAUGAAUCAAUCUCGUUUAAUUUAACAGGAAAUCAAUUGCUUUACAUCGAUCCUGAAAUUUAUAUCGGAGGUGGACCUGAGUUAUCAAAAAAAGGAGGAUUACAAUCUAAAAAUAAUUUCGCCGGAUGUGUCCAAUACGUUUUUUACAACGAUAUUUCAAUUAUUUACGAACUAAAAAAGAUGAAUCCUAAAGUACAUUAUAUUGGGAUUUUGAGGCCGGAAUUUUUCGAAGCCGAUGUUGAGGUAAUCCCGUUAACAUAUCCAUUUGCUUCUUCGCAUAUUUGGUGGCCGAAUGAUUACACCGAUCGAUUAUCGUUAGAAUUUGACUUCAAAACGAGCAGUAAUUUAAGCGUAUUAGCUUCAAGUGAUGCUAAAACUGGUUAUUAUUGGGAAGUACGAGUCGUAAACGAUGAAGUUCGUUUCGAAUUGGCCGAUUCUAACAAAAACGCAACACAUUUAAUAACCGUUAAAAAAAUGCGUGGAAUUUGGCAUACUUUAAUUUUAAGUUACGAACAAGGAACUGUAUUCUUAAAAGUUGAUGAUAAGUUUAAACGCGAAAAAUUAGGGGAUUUAACAUUCGCCGUUGGUGAUAAAAUCAAAAUUGGAAGUGGUUCUCGCACUAAUUCUGGUGUAGUUGGUUGUAUGCGGGAUAUAACAGUAAACGGUGUUAAUUUAGAACCAAGAUCCGUUGUGGAAAGUGAAAGAGUCGUCGGCGAAGUAACUUUAGAUGAUUGCCGUUUUAUCGAUCCUUGUAGGCGACCAAAUACUUGCGAACACGGCGGAAAAUGUUCUGUUAAAGAAGAUAAAUUAACUUGUGAUUGUGAAGGAACUGGUUAUUUAGGAAAAAAUUGCCAUUUUGCAAAGUAUCGGAAAACUUGCGAAGAACUCGCUCUUUUGGGUUACACAAAACCCAAUGUUCACUUAAUUGAUAUUGAUGGAAAUGGGGUGUUUCCCCCGGCUCACGUUCGAUGUGAAUUCCAAGGGAACGAAGACUCCACCAAAACCAUCGUAGAACACAAUUUACCGAAUCAAAUUGACGUUCGAUCACCGUCGGAAAAAGAUUUUAAAUUUACCAUUAAAUAUCGCGAAUUUAACGCGGAUAUGCUUCAAGAAUUGGUUUCUCAUUCUUUAAAUUGCAGUCAAUACAUUAAAUAUGAAUGUCGGAUGGCUCCUUUGGAAUUACAUUCAGCUACGUGGUUUAUCAGUUCUGCUAAUCAUACAGUGGAUUUUAUUGGAGAUGUUAAAAGAGGAACUUGUCCGUGUUCGCUUGAAAAAAAUUGCGAAAAUCCAUCACAAUGGUGCAACUGUGAUGGUUUAACAGACGAUAAAUGGACAUCGGACGAAGGCUAUUUUACGACGAGUAAUAGUUUGGGAAUAAUGGAAAUGGUUUUCCUUCAACAACCUGAUUUACCGCCUAACGCUCAAGCAAGAAUCACCUUAGGACCAUUAGAAUGUGUAGAAACCAAUACACAAAAAUACGUGGUAACUUUUACAACCAGUCAAUCGUACAUCGAAGUUCCUGGUUGGAGAAAAGGUGAUUUAGCGUUUUCUUUUCGAACAACGGGAAAAAAGGCCAUUUUGCUGUAUCAACCACCGAUUCGACCAAAUUAUCCCAGUUUUAUGGUCGCUUUAACAAACGAUUUCCAGCUUACUUUUAAUUUUACUUUGAAUACUGGAGUUUCAAAAGAAUUGGUUAUCGUUUCACAUCGAAGAUUAAACGGCGGGGAAUGGCAUAAAUUAUGGAUUGAUUAUAAUAAAUAUCAUGUUAGGUUUAUGAUAAAUGAAGAUUCUCAAAUGGAGGAUUUAAAACCUGAAGAAGAGUUUGGGCCAUUUGAGGGAUCUAUGUUUAUUGGUGGUGCUCCUUUAGACUAUUUGCAUCCAUCAAAAACAUCAGUUCAUCAAGGAUUAAUCGGUUGUUUUCGUGGUUUGGUGGUAAACGAAGAAAUUUUAGACAUCUACAGUUACAUGAGCGUACAUUUAAGCGAAAUUAUUAAAGAUUGCAAACCAUCGUGCGUACCAAAUCCUUGCAAAAACGGGGCCCAAUGCAAAGAAUUAUGGAGUACUUUUGAAUGUAUUUGCCCAAAUCCUUGGGCUUACAAAGGAGACCAUUGUGAAAUAAAUAUCAACAAAAACGCGAUUACUUUUACACACCCAGAUUCAUAUAUAAAAAGGAAUUUCUUAAACGGUGAUAAACAAGAAGAUAAAGACGUUUUAAGGAAGAUAUUUGUAGAUGAUGUUUUAAUAAAUUUGAGAACAUACGAUGAUAGAUCGUUGGUUUUAUACGCAAACGAUCAUUUAAAUAAUUUCAUGCACAUUUCUUUGUAUAACGGAACUCAAGUUGUUUAUCUGUUUAAUCAUGGCGAUACAAUACACAAUAUUACCGUGGAAUAUUUGGAAUUAAAUAGUUCCAAUUCUGUGCAAAUUGCCAUUGUUAGAACGAUUGAAAAUACCACAUUAUACGUUAACGAUAAAAAUAAAACGGUUAAUAUCGGGAUCAAAUUGUUGGAGAGUUACUCAAAUAAGCCUUGGUCAAACCCAGAAAAAGAAAUUUUAGCCCCACAACGCCCACCAGCACCACCCACUGAGUAUUUCCAAUUAAAUUUAGGUGGAUAUGACACUGAAACACUACUAAAAGUUUCUGAUAGCUCCGAAACGCUUCCCGGUUACGUUGGAUGUAUUCGCGGAUUACAAAUAGGAGAAGUCUUAGUUAAUUUAACUUCAUUAGUUGCUGAUAACGCAUACGGCCCUACUGAUGAAGAUUGUAAUCACAAAAGUGUAAUACAAAAUUGUGAAAUGAAAUGCGACACCCUUCCGUGUAAAAACGGCGGAAUAUGCAUCGAAGAUUUUCGAAAACAAAUCCACACCUGCGAUUGCGAGCAUACGAGUUAUUAUGGAAAUUUCUGUUCCGAUGAAAAAGGCGCCGAUUUUAGCGGAGAAUCAAUUUUAUCAAGAAAUUUCUUGUUAGAAGGUCCCGUUGAUCAUAUUAAACUUCAACUGGCGUUUUCCAGCAUGGAUGUAAGCCAAAGAGAUACAGUUUUGUUACUUCUUCAAACUGAAAAUAAUCGUAGUUAUUACCUUUUGGUUGGAUUAAGUCCGGAUGGUUAUUUGAUCGUCCAAGAAGAUCGAGAAGGAGCUGUUUAUUCGAAGACGAUCGCUAAAAGCUUUAUUAAAUCAGCUAGACACUCCGUUUAUUAUAGACGAGAUCAUAAUGUUUCUGAAUUACUUGUUGAUAAAGAAGCUAUCCCAAUGGAUCAAAUUACGGUUGAUACUUUUAGAAAGGUACCUCAAGUUGGAUCAAAUGAGGUUUAUAUCGGUGGACAUAGCACUGAUGAUCCAAGAUUCGCCACUUAUAAAGGUUAUAGCGGAUGUUUAUCAAACGUUUACAUCGAAGUUAACGAGCAAGUUAUGAAACCUUUAGAAGAAUACAUGUUAUUUACAAGUACAGGGUCAGAAAAAGUGAAUGUUACGCGAUCACAAGGUGUAAGAAGCGCGCAGUGUAAUCCACAUUUUGAUAUUCCACAUAAAGUACCAACUGGACCCACCAAUUUAAAUAUAAGCCAAGGUAAAGAUAUUACUUGGGUUGAAGAUGCCCCACAAAGAGUACAAUAUAAAAGUAUUUACUCAGUAACUGCGAUUGAGGAGGAUGGAAGAGGAAGAAUUGCUUUAAUUACUUUAUCAGUAUUAUUUGUAGUUAUUAUAAUAUGCUGUGCAUAUGAAGUUUAUAGGAAUGAUAAACAAUAUCGGAGAAGGAAAGAAAUGGAAACUGACGCUGGAAUUCUUUGGUCUAAAGAACAAGCUGCUAAAAUUCUAGAUAAGGCUGCCACACCAAAUACUCCUCACCGACAACCAUCAUUAAACGGAAAAAUACCUAAUAAAAAUGGUAUUGGUGAAAACGGAAGUCAAACAAAUCCCGAAGAAGUUGCUUUAAUCGAAAAAUUAAUUCCUGAUGAAAACGUGAUUAAAAGAAAUGAUAAAAAAGAAAAAAGAAUUAGUUUUAGAGAUAGUGCCAGUGAAUUAAAUUGGGAUACACCAAGCGAAUCAUUAGAUCAUAUAAACAAAAUCCACGAUAUAACCGAAGAAGACGAACAGGAAGAAGGAUUAGAUUACUUUGAUGAUAACGCUUCGCAUACAACCACAGAAGCUAAUGGUCACGAUGAUGAAGAACCCGUAAGUAAUUUAAACAAACUGGCUCCAUUGAGUAGUAUCAGUGAAGUAACACUUGGCACGCAUUCAUCGUCAAUUAUGGAUUUAACACCAAUUAAAAACGGAAGCAUUAAUCAUUUUUAAUAAUUUAACAGAAAAAUUACGCUUAAUUAACCAAAUUUAUUAAUAACUUUGUGCAUGAAAAUCUACCUAACAUCUAAAAUACUGCAUGGAAACGAAUUCUUGUUUUUUUGGGCAUGUUUUAAUUAAAACCACUAAUGAAAUUCGUUAAAAACAUCGCAUCAUCUAGGUACAGGUAACUCGUAAUAGAAUUAAAGGACCACCGACUCCUCAAAGUAACCCAAAGGCGACUCAACUACCAUUCAUGAUUGACGAAUUGAACG